GUAAUGGUGCUAUGCAGGAAAAGAAUGUCAAGAGAAAAUGAUCAUGACAUUUUUUCCUGACAUUUUUUUGUCAUUCCCUCUCACUCCCACUAAUGUAUUUCUGUAUCUUUCGUCUUUCUCUGACGCAUGCUUCCGACAUUUUCAUCAUUCUUUUCUGUUCACUCAACAUGUUUUUCAUUUCGUAUUAUUUUCUCAGUAUUUGGGGAUAUUUUUCCAUGAAAAAGUGAAAAUGGGCUUUGCUGAAGUGUUCUCAGUGCCAGGAAAGCCGUGAAAAGUGGAAAUUUAUGGUCAUUUAGCGGCCAAAUAUGUGAAAAUGCGCGAAGUGAAAAAUCAAAACAUUCCUUCCCUGACCAAUUUUUACGGGAUUCUUUUUCGGAUUUUCACCACACAAAUCACUUCCUGCAGGUUUUUUUGACCUUCCAACAGGUCAUCUGCAACACGGAAAGUCUGUGUGGGAUCAGGGAAAUGCUUUCUGGGUGGUGGAAUCCCACCUGAACGCGGAAAAAAUUGGUCCGGGAGUGAAUGUUUUGCUAUAGAAACUGCACAGUUUUCACUUAUUUGGCCAAUAAAUACCCCCGAUUUUCCACUUUUCACACUUUCACAGGCACUAAGAACACUUCCACAAGCCGCUUUUCACUUUUCCCAAGCUAAAAUAUCACAAUUUACAGAGAAAAUUGCAGAAACUAACAAAUACGUUGACUUCACAAGAGCUGGAAAAAGAAUGACAGAAAAAAACAUGUUCCUGCGACAUUCUUUUUCAAGCUCUUGCGUAAUCAACACGUUUCUUAUUUUUCGUCAAUUAUCUCUGUGAAUUGUGAUAUUUUAGCUCGGGAAAAGUGAAAAGCGGCUUGUGGAAGUGUUCUUAGUGCCUGUGAAGGUGUGAAAAGUGGAAAAUCGCGGGUAUUUUUUGGCCAAAUAAGUGAAAACAGUGAAGUUCGACAGCAAAACAUUCACUCCCGGACCAGUUUUUCGCGUUCAGGUGGGAUUCCACCACCCAGGAAGCAUUUCCCUGACCCCAGGCCGACCUUCCCUAUGCAGAUGACCUGUAGGAAGAUACAAAAAGCCCGCAAGAAGUGAUUUGUGUGGUCAAAAUAUAGAAAAGAAUCCCGUAAAAAUUGGUCAGGGAAAGAAUGUUUUGAUUUUUCACUUCGCGCAUUUUCACAUAUUUGGCCGCUAAAUGACCGUAAAUUUCCAUUUUCCACUGUUUUCCUGGCACUGUGGGCUCUUUAGCUAAGCAUUUUCCACUUUUCUUUGGGGAAAAUACCCCCAAAUCUUGAGAAAAUUCAAGGAAAUAAUAACAUGUUGUGCGCAAGAAAAAAAGCAUGCCACGAAAAAAGAUGUCGGAAACAUGCGUGAGAAAAAGACGAAAGAUAGGAAAAUACAUUAGUGGGAGUGAGAUAGAAUGACAAAAAAUGUCAGGAAAAAAUGUCAUGAUCAUUUUCUCUUGACAUUCUUUUCCUGCAUAGCACCAUAAAAGGAGCACACGUGGUUCAUGAAUAAAUCUUUGGGGAGGAGACAAAAUGUUGAGAACUUUGCUAUUAAUUUCCUCAAAUUCCCUGAGACAAUCGAGCAGACAGAGCCCUUGGAAGUUAAGAAACAUCCCUCAACAACAGAUAAGAUGGCAAAGCUCAAGACAGAAUGAUGAGGAAGUUAGGAAGAGAAUUCGUUCAACGCUGUACUACGUAACAGCUGCCGGUGUUUUAACUGUGGGACUCAGCUAUGCUGCUGUACCCCUGUAUAGGAUGUUCUGCCAAGCCUACAGCUAUGGGGGUACAACAUCAUCCGCCGAUGAUGGCUCCAAAGUGGAGAAAAUGCAGAGAAUCAAGGAUAGACCCAUCAAAAUUAAAUUCAAUGCUGAUCUCGGAGCAGCAAUGCGAUGGAAUUUUAAACCACAGCAAGUUGAAAUUAUUGUAUCUCCUGGCGAGACUGCACUGGCCUUCUAUACGGCGAAGAAUCCAACAAAUCAACCCGUAAUCGGGAUUAGUACGUACAACGUGAUCCCCUUCGAGGCGGGACAGUACUUCAAUAAAAUCCAGUGCUUCUGCUUCGAGGAGCAACAACUGAAUCCCCAUGAGGAAGUCGAUAUGCCCGUGUUCUUCUACAUUGAUCCAGAAUUCUGUGAAGAUCCCAAAAUGGAGCUUGUUGACGAAAUCACGCUAUCUUACACAUUUUUUGAGUCAAAAGAAGGACUUAAUUUGCAAAUGCCCUCCUACGCCAAUAGACACUAACCAAAACUGCAAAAUAGUGUUGUUAAAUUAAGUAGAAAUUGAUUAAAAAAAAAUGCUUUUUAGAACAA
Lutzomyia longipalpis is the source of this 2296-nucleotide messenger RNA. It is a transcript of the gene Cox11, whose product is annotated as cytochrome c oxidase assembly protein COX11, mitochondrial. Gene Ontology annotation, cellular component: mitochondrial inner membrane. The coding region runs from base 1521 to 2228 and encodes 235 amino acids. The transcript is spliced from 3 exons. The record is from RefSeq and is a predicted model, not a curated record. Lineage: Eukaryota; Metazoa; Arthropoda; Insecta; Diptera; Psychodidae. Gene Ontology annotation, molecular function: copper ion binding.